AUGGUUUUCUUAAUUAGCCCUUCUCAAUCUUUAACUUCACCACCACUACCACGGCCACAAUUUUUGAAACCCACCGUCGCCAACCUCACCACCACAAUCAACAACAUCAUUUCAGAAAAGCACCGUCGCCAUGCCGGAGCCGGUGGAAAAAUUUACGGAAGAUAUAAGAGUGAUCGUACAAGGCUUUGGUGGAGAGGAAGUGGUGGGAUGAGGAACGGAAAGCUUAUGAUCUCGGAGGCAAGGAGAAAUGGCGAUAGAGGAGUAAAUCGAUGGGAAAUACAUAAGGUGAUGGAAAAAUUGUUCUCAUCGGUGUAG
Messenger RNA from Arabis nemorensis, 315 nucleotides. The record is from the annotation of a GenBank genome assembly. NCBI's taxonomy places the organism in Eukaryota, Viridiplantae, Streptophyta, Magnoliopsida, Brassicales, Brassicaceae.